Solanum stenotomum is the source of this 567-nucleotide messenger RNA. RefSeq names its product desiccation protectant protein Lea14 homolog. The record is from RefSeq and is a predicted model, not a curated record. Gene Ontology annotation, cellular component: cytosol. Bases 40 to 567 code for a protein of 175 amino acids. Lineage: Eukaryota; Viridiplantae; Streptophyta; Magnoliopsida; Solanales; Solanaceae. The transcript is spliced from 2 exons. Gene Ontology annotation, biological process: response to desiccation.
UAAAUCGAAACUCAAAUCCAAAAUAUUUGUUCAAGAAGGAUGGAUUACGUAGACAAGGCGAAGAAUUACGUAUCAGAGAAGGUGGCGGAGAUGGAGAAGCCAGAAGCAACGGUUAUGGAUGUGGAUGUGAAGAAUAUUAGCUUUGAUAGCAUUUCAUAUCAUGCUAAAGUUUCUGUUACGAAUCCUUACCAUGUUCCAAUUCCUAUCAUGGAGAUUGCUUAUGUUGUCAAAUGUGGGGGCAGCAUAGUAGCUACAGGUACAAUUCCAGACCCGGGAUCAUUGAAGGCGAAAAGCACAACCCUAGUAGACGUGCCAGCGAAGGUUCCACACAGCGCGAUAUUGAGCUUAGUGAGGGAUAUUGCAGCAGAUUGGGACAUAGAUUAUACACUUGAGUUGGGUUUCAUUAUUGACCUUCCUGUAUUUGGUAACUUCACCAUUCCCCUCACUUAUAGUGGCGAAUACAAGCUUCCUACAUUGUCUGAUUUAUGGCGGGGUGACGGAGAAGAAGAGAAAGAAAAGAAAGAAGAAAAAGAAGAGAAAGAGAAGAAAGAAGAGAAAGAGAAGUAA